Messenger RNA from Acanthoscelides obtectus, 1032 nucleotides. The record is from the annotation of a GenBank genome assembly. NCBI's taxonomy places the organism in Eukaryota, Metazoa, Arthropoda, Insecta, Coleoptera, Chrysomelidae.
AUGGAGAACAUGAUGCAGGGCAAUAAGAUCAGACGAGUUGCAGCUACUCGCAUGAAUGAGAGGUCAUCUCGAUCACACACGAUUUUCCGGAUUAUUCUGGAGUCGAAAGAUGCCAAUCAGAAAGAUGGACCUGUACAUAUAAGCUACCUUAACUUAAUGGACUUAGCUGGUUCUGAGAGAGUUUCUCUGACGAAAGCUGCUGGUGAGCGUCUUAAAGAGGGGGCUAACAUAAACAAAUCUUUGUCAGUAUUAGGAAAUGUGAUAAGGCAACUAAGCGAGGGGAAGGAGUUUAUCAGUUAUCGCGAUUCGAAAUUGACUAGACUGCUCUCACAGGCUCUUGGCGAUGUAUAUGGAUCUGUAGUAAAACCUUUAGUCGAUUCCUUCAUGGAAGGUUCAAUGCAACAAUAUUUGCAUAAGGCCAAACAUCUUCUGGCAAAACACACACCAUUUUGGGCAAUAAAACAGAUCCUGGGCUUUCCAUUAGUAUCCAAUCAGUUAUUCCAGCAUGUGGCAGACCAGGUUGAUAAGAGGUACUUGAUUAGAUUCAGUUAUAUUGAAAUCUACAAUGAAAAGAUCAUUGACCUCCUGGAUAAGAGCAAUCAGGGUUUAACUAUAAGAGAAGAUAUCAAAGGAAAUGUGCUGCUUGAUGCAAGGGAAGCUGUCGUAGACAAUGUUGAUCAAGUUAUGGAGAACAUGAUGCAGAGCAAUAAGAUCAGACGAGUUGCAGCUACUCGCAUGAAUGAGAGGUCAUCUCGAUCACACACGAUUUUCCGGAUUAUUCUGGAGUCGAAAGAUGCCAAUCAGAAAGAUGGACCUGUACAUAGAAGCUACCUUAACUUAAUGGACUUAGCUGGUUCUGAGAGAGUUUCUCUGACGAAAGCUGCUGGUGAGCGUCUUAAAGAGGGGGCUAACAUAAACAAAUCUUUGUCAGUAUUAGGAAAUGUGAUAAGGCAACUAAGCGAGGGUAAGGAGUUUAUCAGUUAUCGCGAUUCGAAAGUGACUAGGACUGCUCUCACAGGCUCUUGGCGGUAA